Molecule: messenger RNA, 1568 nt
Organism: Magallana angulata
Lineage: Eukaryota; Metazoa; Mollusca; Bivalvia; Ostreida; Ostreidae
Product: deoxyribonuclease TATDN1-like
Exons: 12
Coding region: 95-1015 (306 amino acids)
Cellular component (GO): cytosol
Molecular function (GO): 3'-5'-DNA exonuclease activity
Source: RefSeq, a predicted model, not a curated record
GAGAUUUAGAAGUCGAUCAGGAUACCGAACCCGAUGAAAAAUAAAAAUGUGUUGGCAGUAGCUUGUGCAAUAAUAAAUACCGUGCAGUGCAAUAAUGGCAAUAUCAGGGAACAUUAGGAAUGCUCUUUACAAGUUUAUAGACAUAGGUGUGAAUCUGACAGAUCCCAUGUUUAGGGGUAUUUACCAUAAUUCUGCAAAACACCAAGAUGACUUCAGCGAUGUAAUAACAAGAGCUAAAGAUAACGGACUAGUGAAAAUGAUCAUAACAGGAGGUUGUCUAAGUGACUGCAAAGAGGCUCUCAAGCUUGCUAAAUCAGACGACAGCUUCUACUGUACAGUUGGCUGUCAUCCCACUCGGUGCACAGAGUUCACAAAGGACGACCCAGAAAAAUAUCAACAGGAACUUCUGGAGCUAGCUCUGGGUAACAAAGACAAAGUGGUAGCCUUAGGAGAGUGUGGAUUGGACUAUGAUCGUCUCCACUUCUGCCCCAAAGAUGUCCAGCUCAAAUACUUUGAGAAACAGUUGGAACUAGUAGAAGCCACCAAGCUACCCAUGUUUCUCCACAGUCGCAAUUGUCACUCAGAUUUCAUAGAAAUCAUCAAACGCAACAGGGAUAAAAUACCAGGGGGUGUGGUCCAUUCCUUCACUGGCACAGUGGAAGAAGCUAAGGAGAUCUUGGAGCAGGAUCUGUAUAUAGGAAUAAAUGGAUGUUCUCUGAAAACACAAGAAAAUAUUGAUGUAAUGUGCUCAAUACCGGCGGAGAGGUUAAUGAUAGAAACAGAUGCACCAUGGUGUGAAAUUCGCCCAACCCAUGCAGGAUUUAAACAUAUCAAAACACAGUUUCCAACCAAAAAGAAGGAAAAAUGGGAGAAAGGUUUCUGUGUCAAGAGCAGAAAUGAGCCAGCAUUCAUCAUCCAAGUCCUCGAGGUGAUGAGUGGAGCUCGACAGACAGAAAUCGAGGAACUGGCUGAUCAGCUCUAUAACAACACUUGCCAGUUAUUUUUUCCUCAAUAAAAGCCUUGUUAUAAGGAAAUGAAAUCCUUUGUUUUUGUACUGAAAUUUGCAUACAGGAAAUAUAUAUAUAUACAGCUAUACAUGCACAUGUAGAUAUUUAUCUGAAAUAAUUAACCUCAUAAUAGUGCAUUGCAAAUUCCCUAUAAAUGAAAUAGCUAUUUAUGAACACCAAUCCUCCAAUCUACGGUACAGUACUUGUAUUAUGUACUGGUACAAGAAAAAUGUAGUUCCACAAAAACACUUGUACGGUACAUAUGCAUGUCCACAAAAACACAUGUACACAUACAUGUCCAAGAGCACUUACUAACUGAUGUUGGUUUUUGUCUUUCAGAGUUUUAAUUUCCUCUGUGAAUCAUGAAUUCAUAAGAGAAACAGCAGAUAGGUUAUCAAUUAUAAGUUUAUUAAAAUGAUGUAGCAAUAUGUAUAAAAAUUUUCUGUACAAAAUAAUUUGUAUAUGAUUCACAACACAAGCAUUUACCAUCAUCAUUUCAGUAUGUCAGUAAACAAAGGAAACAGGAGAUCCAGUUCCAAGAGCAGGUUUACAAACCAAAAU